Messenger RNA from Nematostella vectensis (starlet sea anemone), 1596 nucleotides. Its product is annotated as adenylosuccinate lyase. Gene Ontology annotation, biological process: 'de novo' AMP biosynthetic process. The record is from RefSeq and is a predicted model, not a curated record. Gene Ontology annotation, cellular component: cytosol. Lineage: Eukaryota; Metazoa; Cnidaria; Anthozoa; Actiniaria; Edwardsiidae. The coding region runs from base 31 to 1482 and encodes 483 amino acids. Gene Ontology annotation, molecular function: N6-(1,2-dicarboxyethyl)AMP AMP-lyase (fumarate-forming) activity; (S)-2-(5-amino-1-(5-phospho-D-ribosyl)imidazole-4-carboxamido) succinate lyase (fumarate-forming) activity. The transcript has 10 exons.
CAAGUAGCGUCGGCUCGUGUUCGAUCCAGCAUGGCGGACGGAAAGGAAUCCGUUUACUCGAAAUACCGGAGUCCACUGACAAGCCGGUAUGCUAGCAAGGAAAUGGCUUAUUGCUUCUCUGAAGACAAGAAAUUCUCAACAUGGAGGCGACUAUGGCUCUAUCUUGCUAAAGCGGAGAAGGAACUGGGACAAAACAUAUCAGCAGAACAAAUAGCUGAGAUGGAAGCAAACCUGGAAAACAUCGACUAUGACCUUGCUGCUGAAGAAGAGAGGAAGCGUAGACAUGAUGUCAUGGCACACGUGCAUACGUUUGGCGUGUGCUGUCCGAAGGCUGCACCCAUUAUUCAUUUGGGAGCCACAUCUUGUUAUGUUGGAGAUAACACAGAUUUAAUUGUGAUGAGAGAUGCAUUUGACAUCAUUUUGCCAAAGCUUGCAAGAUGUAUUCAAAGGCUAGCCAACUUUGCAGAUGAAUACAAAUCCCUUCCAACACUUGGAUUUACCCAUUAUCAACCUGCACAACUGACAACAGUGGGUAAGCGAGCGUGUCUAUGGAUCUCUGAUCUCCUUAUGGAUUUGAGAAACGUAACCAGGGCAAGAGAUGAUCUCAGGUUUAGAGGGGUAAAGGGGACCACAGGGACACAAGCCAGCUUUCUCAGUCUGUUUGAUGGAGACCAUGGGAAGGUUGAGAAACUUGACGAGUUAGUUACUGACAUGGCAGGAUUCAAGUCGACUUAUAUUGUGACAGGUCAGACAUACAGCCGUAAGGUUGACCUGGAUUGCCUGGCUGCGCUGAGCAGCCUGGGAGCAUCUGUCCACAAGAUUUGUACUGAUAUUAGACUGCUGGCAAACAGAAAGGAAAUUGAGGAACCUUUUGAAAAAGAUCAAAUAGGUUCCAGUGCUAUGCCGUAUAAGAGAAACCCCAUGCGGAGCGAACGCUGCUGCAGCCUCGCCCGCCAUCUCAUGACGCUGGUCAGCGGUGCACAGCAGACAGCCUCGGUUCAGUGGCUUGAGCGAACGCUGGAUGACAGUGCGAACAGACGGAUUAUUCUGGCAGAGGGCUUCCUUACCGCGGAUAUAGUGCUGAGCACGUUACAGAACGUCUUUGAGGGGCUUGUCGUCUACCCGAAGGUAAUAAACCGGCACAUCAUGCAAGAGUUGCCCUUCAUGGCCACAGAAAACGUCAUCAUGGCCAUGGUGAAGGCAGGGGAAAGCCGGCAAGAAUGCCACGAGAAGAUGCGUGUGCUGUCUCAUGAGGCAGGUGCACAAGUCAAGGAGCAUGGAAGGGAUAACGACCUCGUGGCGCGCAUCAAGGCGUGUGGUUACUUUGCUCCCAUACACGACCAUCUGGGGGAUCUGCUUGAUGCAAAGACGUUUAUAGGCCGAGCACCGGAGCAGGUGACCAAAUUCUUGGAAAUAGAGGCAAGACCAGCACUGCAGCCAUUCCACGCGCAGCUUCACGGGAAGUCUGAAAUCGACGUCUGAGUUUUCACUGACCGUUACUAAGGAAACAGAUGACUGCUCUGCUCUAUUGUGACCUAUUAGCGCGUGAGACUGGUGACGAGGUUUAAAUAAUGUGGUUAUAGAGGGCAGGAAUAA